CGGGUCGGCGGGGCUCAAGGAAAGCUGUGGUGCGGCGUACCUAGCGCCGCCUAGUAGCCGGAUGGCGGCCAUGUUGAGCGCUGUGUGCAGCAGGCUAGCUUGGGCCCCGCGGGCACCCCGCACUGUCUGGGCGCUCACCCGUAGGUGCCUGCAAGCGCCUGGACCCCGGUCCUGUGCCAAGCAGAGCGAGAGGGCGGAGGAGCCACCGCGCACCUUCCACCCGUCGCUGCUGGAGUUCCUCGUGUGUCCGCUCUCCAAGAAGCCGCUGAGGUAUGAAGCAUCAACAAAUGAACUGAUUAAUGAAGAGCUGGGAAUCGCCUAUCCAAUCAUUGAUGGGAUUCCCAAUAUGAUACCACAGGCAGCAAGGACAAUGCAUCAGAAGAAAAAGCAGGAGGAAGUGGAACAGCACUAGAUAAAAACUUCUUACAACUGCGA
Nannospalax galili (Upper Galilee mountains blind mole rat) is the source of this 435-nucleotide messenger RNA. RefSeq names its product PIGY upstream reading frame (gene Pyurf). The coding region runs from base 62 to 412 and encodes 116 amino acids. The transcript has 2 exons. NCBI's taxonomy places the organism in Eukaryota, Metazoa, Chordata, Mammalia, Rodentia, Spalacidae. The record is from RefSeq and is a predicted model, not a curated record.